CAUCUUACUCCUCCGUCAGAGUUAGGAUGCGGACGAUCUGGUGGCAGUCAUGAGUUUGCCGUGGCUGUGGCUGUUAGUCGGAGUCACCGUCGUCGUUUCGUCGGCACUGCCGGAGGAACCUCAACAGCAGCAACACCGACGUGUCUGGCGGAAACUGCUUCACAGGCAUCGUAGAGCCCGUAUUAAGUAUGAGUGCCGGAAAAACACCACCAUCCACCUGGACACACCAUCCUCCAUCGUGGAAGGCUACAACCGGUCUUCCGAGCAAUAUUACGACAACUCCAACUGCCGGUGGCAAAUCUUGGUGAAGGAACAAGAGAGAAUACUCCUCGCCUCUCUGGACUUCCUGCUUGAGAACAGUCCAAGGUGCAGUUUUGACUAUGUCGAAAUAUUUGACGGGGGACCCAGACAGGAACAUUCUAUUGGUAAAUUUUGCGGUCGUCGUGAUGUGCGCCUCAUCAGCCGUUCACAAGUACUGUACAUCCAAUUCCGGUCAGACGAAAGUGUUACUGCGCCCGGCUUCCGUUUUGAAAUACGCAAACUUGAAGAUGCAUCUAGUCCCACGUGCAACAGAACCGUGACGGGGGCACCAGGAAUCAUCCGCUCCAUCAACUACCCCCAGCGCUACCCCGACGGCACCACCUGCUUGUAUAAAAUCAGCGCACCCCCGAACAAGAAAGUGAAGCUGGAAUUUGAUGACUUCAGUUUGGAGAAAGAACCCUGCGAGUAUGAUUACUUAACUGUCUACGACGGUCACAGCUCAGCAUCUAACGUGCUGGGCAGCUACUGUGGGCGACGCGCGCCACGCUACAUCGUCUCCUCCACCAACGCCCUACUGCUGUACUUCCAUUCCGACGACUACGUCAACGAGAAGGGUUUCAGCUUGAACUACACUUUUGUUGAUGACAGUGCCCAAGACCAUCAGGUUGUAUUGGGGGACCUACCACCUGAUUAUGACCUAGAUUGUUCAGCCAAUAUAACAGCGGUGGGACACAACUUGAGCAGUCCGGUAUUCAAUGAAGACUUUUAUCUCCAGCGGAAAAGGUGCCGGACCUCUAUUCGUGCACCCGCAAAUCAAAGGGUCAUCCUUAAUAUUGAAACGUUCGACCUUGAGGAGAGCUUUGACUGCAUAUAUGACCAUGUGAACAUCACCUACCAAACCAAGGAAGGUGAAGAGACGACAGUACGGAUGUGUGGCUACCAACGACGGAACUCCCGCUGCUUUGAGUCUUGGAACAACCAGUUGACCUUGGAUUUCUCCUCUGACCGGAUGUUCGAGGGGAGCGGGUACAGAGCCACCUACCGGUUUGUCCCGGAUAACGAAACGGGUUCCAUCUGCGACAUGUCUUCAUGUGACAGCAACUGCAAGGGCUACUGCUACAGUAAAGGCAAGGGAGACUUCCUCUGCGCAUGCCCGGCAGGGAAAGUACCUGACGAUUGUUCUUUAAACGUGAAUUGGACGGACACAGAGAAGAACGUGACGGUGUAUGAACGAUCACAGGUCACGCUAGACUGCUCCGUGAACCACCCGUACGCCGUCACGGUAUGGGACUUCAACGACAUCCUGCUGCCUGACGAUACGAUGCCACAUGUCAGGGUGGACGAGUCCACUAUGACCCUGGAAGGGACACGGGCGAAUGACACUGGGAGAUAUACAUGUACAGUACAAGCCGGGGAAUGGUUGAGGUCACGAACCAUAUGGCUUACCGUCAAACCAGAUGACAAACUCUGUGGGUUUUCGUCCAGCAAGAUAAUCAACCCAAACGUCAACAAUGCUGCUAAGAAGGUAACCGGAAAAAAUUCAACAGAAGCCCCAGAUUUCAUCCCUUGGCAGGUCGUCCUUUGGAAUGUAGCUAAGGAGUCUGUCCAUUGUGGAGGUGUCUUAAUAACAGACCGAUACGUCCUCACUGCGGCACACUGUGUGUAUGGUAGCCUCAAUCUAUCUACCAUCAAGGUGGUGAUGGGAACGAAGUCUUGCAAAGGUAAGAAUGGGGAGAAGAGAGGUGUUGUUCGGUUUGUGACGCACCCAAGCUAUACAACUUUGAGUCUGGAGUUCGACUUUGCUAUUCUGGAACUGGAACGACCGGUCCGAACCCUCUCCGAGUCUAUCUACCCGAUUUGUCUACCUACCCCGAAAGUCUGGUCGAGCAUCACAACUGGCCAGAUGGCUAUUGUAUCCGGUUGUGGCAGCGAUUCCCAUCGCCGUCUCCCGGACCGGCUGCGUAUGGUAGACAUCCCUCUUGUAUCGAGAGAGAAGUGUAAGGAAGAGCAGGAGAGGAGCAAUAGAAUCUUUUCAGACGACAUGUUCUGUGCCGGUUACAACAGCGACAACAUCGGGGACGCGUGUGAGGGGGAUAGCGGCGGGCCAAUGGCUGUGAGAGUGGACAACCACUGGACUGUUAUUGGACUGGUGUCGUUCGGUCGAGACUGUGCCAAGAAUGGCAGUUACGGUUUCUACGCCAAUGUGUCUCACGCCCUACCCUGGAUACAGACCUUUGCAGGAUCAUGUGGUAAAACCCGGUUUAUCGAUGAGAACUACAGUACUGGAAGGAUUAUCAACGGACACGAUGCCCUUCCAAAUCAGUUCCCAUGGAGUGUAGCAUUGGUCAAUGCAGCAACCAAGAACCUGCAGUGUAGUGCCACCAUCAUCAGUGACUCGUGGCUCUUGACAGCUCGACACUGCUUGGAAGAGCUGUCAGUCCGUCAAAGACAAAACUUGCACUCCUUCCCUGGGAGUUUAAAGUUGAAGACAGACCAAAACAGGACAGAACAUGGGUUAAAAAAAGCAAUCUUACAUAACAGUGAAGAUCUAGCCUUGGUUAAAGUGGACCCUAUACUGUUUAACGAUGCUGUCCAAGCAGCGUGUUUGCCUGCUAAGGAUGAUACCAUUGAACCAGGGACGGAGGGUGUGGUGUCGGGAUGGGGGAAGACAUCACUUGAUAGUGAAGCUGUCACGUCAAACCACCUGCUGUACAUAAUGGUGUCUCUUCUGAACACCACCCAAUGCAAGAAUGAGACGGAGAAUGCAAUUCAAGACAACCGUGUGUGCUUUAAGGCUAGGGACACCACCUCCGAGGCAGCCUCUGGGGACAGCGGCAGUGGCCUCAUCGUCAAACACACAGAUACCAACACUCUGAUGGCAGUGUACAAUGGAGUAUUUCCCGGUCGCAACAAACCUGGCGUGUAUACGAACAUCCAACCCUUCGUUCCUUGGAUCAAGAGGAAAAUGGGAUGGAAGUCGGUGUGAAUUAUGCUAAUUGCGUUAUAUACGUUUGUAUAUAACGAUGUCCUGUUAUAUUAUGGGACACACUUCCGGUAAUACUAGAUCGUGUAUGUCAGGACAGGUGUCAGGUGUUGAAGUACCUGUUGUUUCACUGGUAUACUAAAACAAAUUUACAAAUUAUCAUCUGAAUCACUGUCAAGGCAAUGUCGAGGUUCAAUCAGGGCCUAGGUUACAUCAAGGUCUAGAUUGACUCACUGCCUAGACUGCGUUUUGACAGUAUUCAAGGAUGUCAGCUUGCAAAAAAUAUAUUAGCUAAUGAUAGCCAUGUCAGCAGAAACCCAAAAGCGUAUAUUCUGCAGGUCAUAUAUAUGUGUCUUAUGCGGAUUUUCAUUUGUUGUGAGAUCAGUGUUGGCGACCGGUGAAGAGUUAAUCCAUUUUGUAAGUCCCGCCGAACCCUAAAUAGUAGCCGUUGUCCGACUGGUUAAAUCCGUUCUGUCGUCACGCGUUUGAUUGGAAGGUCAUAGGUCGCUCAAAGGUUACCUAACGCGACCUUCCACAGGGUUUUGUUAGAUUCAGUAUAGCAGUGUAACGAAUAAUACUGAGCCUAAGUUUACUUAGACUGCUGCCUAGACAGAAUAUUGUCUAUAUAUUGAAUCAUUUAGGUUGAUUCAUGGUGUAGCUUGGAUCACGGUGUAGGUUACAUCACAGUCUAGGUUGAAUCAUGGUCUAGGUUGAAUCACGGUGUAGGUUACAUCACAGUCUAGGUUGAAUCACGGUGUAGGUACAUCACUGUCUAGGUUGAUUCACGGUGUAGGUUACAUCACAGUCUAGGUUGAAUCACGGUGUAGGUUACAUCACACUCUAGGUUUCUUCACGGUGUAGGUUACAUCACAGUCUAGGUUGAAUCACGGUGUAGGUUACAUCACAGUCUAGGUUGAAUCACGGUGUAGGUUACAUCACAGUCUAGGUUGAAUCACGGUGUAGGUUACAUCACAGUCUAGGUUGAAUCACGGUGUAGGUUACAUCACAGUCUAGGCUGAUUCAAGGUCAAGGUUAUAUGACAUCUCACCGAAGCAAGGGAAUUACUUGAACAGAAAAGUCCAGUUUUCAAACUUGACGAACUUGGCUGAAACUCCUGGGGUGUAUUUUGGUUGGAUUAACGAGUCUAAAUGCAUAGUUCAAUCAUAAAAUCGCGAAA
Messenger RNA from Haliotis rubra (blacklip abalone), 4421 nucleotides. Its product is annotated as mannan-binding lectin serine protease 1-like. Gene Ontology annotation, biological process: proteolysis. The record is from RefSeq and is a predicted model, not a curated record. Gene Ontology annotation, molecular function: serine-type endopeptidase activity. The transcript has 19 exons. NCBI's taxonomy places the organism in Eukaryota, Metazoa, Mollusca, Gastropoda, Lepetellida, Haliotidae. The coding region runs from base 50 to 3247 and encodes 1065 amino acids.